GCCUUGAAGGUGCAUGGAUCCUCCUCGAGUUAACGGUAAAGAUUUUCAUUCGAAGUAUUCUCACUAGUUACAUUGUCAAGUAUGCUUUCUCCCAGUAAAAGGUAAAACCAAUUUCGAAGAUGCUUCAAUGAAAGGUGUAACAAUGCUCUUUUGGUCCAUUUUGGAUGAUAUAGUUGGACCCAAAUUUAAAAGAUUUGGUCCAUCAAAUCAUUACUACUUUUUCCUAGGGAUAUUUUUUUCUUACAAUUCUACUAAUGAAGAUUCAUAACAAUACUUCCAAAAGGGAGUGUAGUAGAUGUUAUACAACUCUAAUAUAUAGUUGCUAAAAGGAUACUUUUUCAACUUAUUCACAGAAGUAUAAUACUUCUUUCUAAGAUGUUUUUGACUUGACCUCGAUCGAUUGAACUCUUAUGUCGAUCUCCUUGCAAAUUGAUUCUAGUGCUUAGUGACCUUCUAACUCUAGAUUAACUCUGAUGUGAUGGAGACGGUAAGGGCCACGUGGCAGGCUUAGGACUCGGUGGUCAAUGUAGAACCAAGUUAGCCAACUUAUGGCCUAACACAAUUGGAGUCAACCUGAGUCAUGUUCAAGUUAAGUCCAACUAGCUAGAUCUAAAAUCAGGCUCAGAUUAAAUUGCUCCCAAGCUCGGAUGUAACAAAGCGAUCAUAAUGGUGUCAAUUACCAAAAGGUGUGCCCUUUGGUGAAGAAGAAUAGGUAUGUGCCCCUUGGGAAUCUUGGUCAUCUCUUCGCUCCUUAUAUAAAAUAUUGGUGACAACAUUGAGAGGUACAUUGUGGCAUUGCAUAUUUUCUUUUUUUAACUUUGCAUCAUCGAGAGGUCUCACUAAGAUCCAUCUUAGCCUCUUUUCUCAGUAAGGAUCUUUUGGUCCAUAAAUUAUGGAUCAGUGGAUGACCUAUUGUAUGAGGACUCUUAAUUUGAAUGGACUCUACCUUUAAAUAAAUAGGGUCCAUCCAAAUCAAGGAUCUAAAAAAAUGGACCAUCUCCUGAUCCAUAAUUUGUAGACUAGAGGAUCCAUCCUCCUCUUUUCUAAUCAAUUUUCAAUCCUUUUAGUUGUCCUUAUCCAGUCAACGUCGGCGAAAACCUUCACCGGAGUCCUUGCAUUACUUGGUCUGACAAUUGCCAACCGGACAACUAUCCGAUCCAAUUGGAGCCAAUCCGACAAAAACAGACUUGAGAGGAAUCGAUUUGACAGACAUCCAACCUCCUAAAAGAGUUCAGUUGCGAUACAUCAAGGAGUUAGCUCAUCCCUUAAUCUCAAACCUGGUUAAAGUCUUUGAUCAUUCUUCUCUAGAUAUCCACAAAGCAUGACUAAGGCCUUUUUGUUGUUGUUGUAGGUUUGUGACACACUCUAGAAACUCAUUUAGCUGGUUUUUUCUGGUUUGAAAUUAGCCGAUUACUCUUGUGUCUCACCAACUAUGAUCUCACACUAAAUCCCCUCAGUGCCUAGUAGGUUGCCCAACUUGUGUAUAUAAUUUUUUCCAAUGUAAAGAUUUUCAAAACCGCCAACACUGCUAUUCUCUGUUCCAGACGUCCCUUUUCUUCCCUCCUCAUGUACCUCUAUUUCUGAUGAAGCUGCAAAUGCAUCAGAUUUCUUUCAUUUUUUAUUUUAUAUAACAAGGACAUUUUAUCUCAUCAAUCCUCUCUCAAUUAAAUAACACAGCUAUCCUCUAAUAAGUGUACGGCUGAUUUUGAUUUUUUUACAGGCCGGUUUCAAAUUUAAACACUGAAUUGGUUGGGUAAAUUUGAUUAAACAAAUAAUAUUCACGUGGUAACAAUUAACAGUUACAAUUGAUAUUAUAAUAGAUACAAAAUUAUAAUAUAUAUUACAGUAGAUAUAAAAUCAUAAUUAUUAUAACACAGACUUUAAUUGUUCACUUAAUAUUUAUGUUAUACUUACUGCAGUACCGACUUAAUUGAUUUAACAAUAUUAAUAUUUUAAUAAUUACCAAACUGUGACUAGUGUAAUUUUAUAUCAGUUACAAAACCAUAAAUUACUAUAAUAUUAUAAUAAUUAUAAUUUCAGCUGAAUUUAAAUUUAAAAUUGAAUUAUUAAAGACACCUGUAUGAUUUUAGUUGGGACCGAGUGGGGUGGGGCCGUCCCCACGACAAGAGUUUGCCCUUCGGAUUUGUGCGUUUUUGCAAACCAAAAAACCAAAAAAAAAAAAAGUGACGCAGUAGCUGGAGGAGGAGAGAAAGAACAGUCUGGCCUAUUAAAUGUCAGUCUGCAACUUCACCUUCUCGCUAUAACUCUGAAACCACUCUCUCUUUCAGCUUUCAGCUUUUAGCUUUCAGCUUCAGCCUUUAGUUUGUGUAGUGGUGAUGGAAUUGGUGACGGUGGUGGUUCUGUUGGGCUUCGUGGCGGCGUACGCGGUGUGGUUCGCGCGGCUGGCGUCAGGGCUGCGCGGGCCGCGUGUGUGGCCAGUGGUGGGGAGCCUUCCGGGGCUGGUGCAGCACUCGGAGCGCAUGCACGAGUGGAUCGCCGAUAACCUUCGCGGCGCCGGAGGCACGUACCAGACCUGCAUCUGCGCCGUCCCUGGGCUGGCGCGCCGUCAGGGACUCGUCACCGUGACCUGCGAGCCCCGGAACCUGGAGCACGUGCUCAGGACGCGGUUCGAGAACUACCCCAAGGGGCCCACGUGGCACGCCGUCUUCCGCGACCUCCUCGGCGACGGCAUCUUCAACUCCGACGGCGAGACGUGGCUCGCGCAGCGGAAGACUGCCGCGCUCGAGUUCACCACCCGCACGCUCCGCGCCGCCAUGUCGCGGUGGGUUUCGCGGUCCAUCCACCGCUGCCUCAUCCCUAUUCUGAAGGAGGCCUCCGCCGCCUCCGCCUCGGUCGACCUGCAGGACCUCCUCCUCCGGCUCACCUUCGACAACAUCUGCGGACUGGCCUUCGGGAAGGACCCCGAGACGCUGGCGCCGGAGCUACCGGAGAACUCAUUCGCUGCCGCGUUCGACCGGGCCACCGAGGCCAGCCUCCGCCGGUUCAUCUUACCGGAGGUGGUGUGGCGGUUCAAGAAGUGGCUCCGGGUCGGCAUGGAGGCCACGCUCUCCCGCAGCGUCGCGCGAGUCGACGGGUACCUCUCGGCCAUCAUCAAGGCCCGCAAGCUGGAGCUCGGCGACGGCGGUGCUGGCGGCCGGAGCUACGACGAUCUCCUCUCCCGGUUCAUGAAGAAGGGCGAGUACGCCGAUUCGUUCCUCCAGCACGUGGUGCUUAACUUCAUACUCGCCGGCCGGGACACCUCCUCGGUCGCGCUAUGCUGGUUCUUCUGGCUCGUCUCCGUCCACCCCGCCGUCGAGCGCCGCAUCGUGGCCGAGCUCGUCGCCGUUCUGACCGAGUCCCGAGGCGGCGAUCCCAGUGAGUGGCUCGCCGCCCCACUCGCCUUCGAGGAGCUCGACCGUCUCGUCUAUCUCAAAGCCGCCCUAUCGGAGACGCUCCGUCUCUACCCGUCGGUACCCGAAGACUCCAAGUACGUGCACUCCGACGACGUCCUCCCCGACGGUACAUUCGUCCCCGCAGGCUCCUCCAUCACUUACUCCAUUUACUCCGCCGGAAGAAUGAAAUCGGUGUGGGGGGACGACUGCCUCGAGUUCCGACCCGAGCGGUGGCUAUCACCGGACGGCAAGCGGUUCGAGCCGCACGACUCGUUCAAGUUCGUGGCCUUCAAUGCCGGGCCGCGGAUCUGCCUCGGAAAGGACCUCGCCUACCUGCAGAUGAAGUCGGUAGCGGCGUCGGUGCUGCUGCGCCACCGCCUCAAGGUGGCUGCCGGCCACCGCGUGGAGCAAAAGAUGUCACUCACGCUGUUCAUGAAGGAUGGGUUGAGGAUGAACGUGUUCGACCGGGACUUGACCUGCGAGUUCGGAAGGGCGUCCCGGCCGGGGACGUCGCCGUCGGCAGUGGUUGAAACCGCAGCCUAAUUUGUAGGCAACAAGCGGGAAUGGCAAACAUAUUGUUGUCGUGUGAUUGAAUUGAAGAAGAAAAUUAAGGAUUAUUUCACGUUGUGUAAUAAUAGAUCAUUUGAUGUGAGAAAAUUUAUAUUAUUGGAUUUUU
This is a messenger RNA of Zingiber officinale, 4068 nucleotides long. Its product is annotated as cytochrome P450 86A22-like. The coding region runs from base 2337 to 3935 and encodes 532 amino acids. The transcript has a single exon. Gene Ontology annotation, molecular function: heme binding; monooxygenase activity; oxidoreductase activity, acting on paired donors, with incorporation or reduction of molecular oxygen. The record is from RefSeq and is a predicted model, not a curated record. Lineage: Eukaryota; Viridiplantae; Streptophyta; Magnoliopsida; Zingiberales; Zingiberaceae.